CCUUCCCUACAACCCUAGUCACUUUUGGGGACUACAAAUUCAUUCUCACCCUCCCUCACUUCUUCCCAUGCCAAUGCCUUCCACUCUCUCCCCCUCACACACCUCUUCUUCCUCUCUCACUCUCGCAUAACACAACAAACACUCUCUUCCCCUCUUAAUUCCCACCUUUGAACAUGACUACAAUUGUCUGCCACGAGUCAAGAGCACUCAAACUCUGGCUCCCUUCCUCAAAGCCAACCCCUCCCCAAUUCAUCGACUUAGCCUUCAAAUCCUGCUUAUGGGAUUCGAAUCAAGCCACCACCAAGCCCCACAUCGAAGAAAACAAGCCCACGCCCUCAACCUGGAGCUUUAUAGAAGCACUCUCCAACUGCGCGAAAGAACCAUCGCAAAACCAGACCACCUACGUGCACUCUCAGCAGAAACGCUCCUCGCCCCUCCUUGGCCCAAAGAGCCUCGAACUCUGCACCGAAAACCUCGGUAACGAAACCGGCACUGACAUUGCCCAAAACAGCAUUGAAAAUGACAUCCUCUCUUCGGUCACACGGGAACAAGAACAAAUUCAGCCUCGUCAAUUUUCAACACCCAAGAAAGCCAAAACCCAGAAUUUUCCACCCCCUUUGACAACGAUUAGGGGAUCAGAAUCUCUUCGCGUGAGACCCCACCGCGAAGAUGGAAGGUUAGUGAUUGAGGUCACCAAGGUCCCACCUAGUGUCUCGUGCUUUCAAGCUCAAAGAAGCCAUGGCCGCCUUCGCCUCUGCUUUUUGACAAAUCCAAAUUUUGACUCCCGAGAAGAAGAUGAUGACUUUGAUGAAAACGAACCCUUAUCCAAUGAAAGUGAAUUAACUGAACAAAUAAAAGAAGACGAGGAAACAGGGGAGGAACAAGAAGAAGAAGAAUGUGUUGCAUGUGGGUGCGAAGAGAGUAAUAAUUUUUAUAUGCCGAGAAGGUGCAAAGAAAGCGGUGAGCACGAGAACAAUGAAUAUUUGUUGUUAAAUUGGGGUGACUCACUUUGUGUGGCUACUUCCUAAAGCUAACUAGCUAGCUGCUACUACUACCUCUGAGAUUUUUGUAUCUCUAUUAAUAAAAAAUUUACAUUUGUCCUU
Cajanus cajan (pigeon pea) is the source of this 1103-nucleotide messenger RNA. RefSeq names its product FANTASTIC four-like protein (DUF3049) (gene FAF3). The record is from RefSeq and is a predicted model, not a curated record. Lineage: Eukaryota; Viridiplantae; Streptophyta; Magnoliopsida; Fabales; Fabaceae.